AUGCAUCCACGGGCCGAUACCUCAAAUCUCUGUGCAGGAGAAAUACAUAAAUCCGAGACUCGUCAGUCAGUCCUCAUGGAGGUGAUCGUCUCAACUGAGGGCCCAGCUCUCGGCAAGGCCGACAAUCUCUCUCAGAUCAGAGAGGAAGACGAAGAAGAGGAAAGGAGAGAAAAGAGGGAGGGAGAACAGCAGGAGGCGAAUGAAGAAAAUGAAGAGAUGGUAGAAGAAGUGAGUGACACGAAAGGAGAGGGAAGAGGCGAGCCGUGUCGAUCUGAGCAUAGUGACGCGAAAGAAUCGAGUAAAGAAGGCGCGAUGGAAUCUAGCGUUCUUCAGAGAACGGCAAUGGCAACUUCUGAAAGAGUGUUGAAGAAGCAGAAAAAAGCGAGCUCGAAUGAGAAGGAUUCAUCGCAGAACCAUGCGCUAAAUGUGGAGCAAGAUGGGCAUUUGGGCAGAGUCAGGGAGUCGGUCAAGACAGAUCCCUCAGAAAGUAGCGCUUCGAGAGCGCGAAGACAGACAGACUCUGAGGACGAAGAUACAUUGCCUGCCCUGAGCAUCAACUGCGCCCAGCAAAAGAGCGUGUUGCAGGUGAUUGACAAAGGAAGCGACCAGCGAAAUCUCUGGACCAAUUCACAUGCGACCAGAUUAAGACACGAGAAGUCAAAAGAACAUCACAUAAAAGGUGAAUUGAAGAUAAGCUAG
Molecule: messenger RNA, 699 nt
Organism: Protopolystoma xenopodis
Lineage: Eukaryota; Metazoa; Platyhelminthes; Monogenea; Polystomatidea; Polystomatidae
Source: the annotation of a GenBank genome assembly